AUGCGUGUCGUCGAACCAAAGCAACAUCAUGAGCAUGGUAACAAGAAGCUGCAGGAUGGUGGAAAUACGGAUGCUGACAGAGAGCUGCAUAGUCAAAGGAGGUCAACGUAUCAAAUGGCACAAACUGACAUCAACAACAAAUGCGAGAACACCUACAACUGGAACUAUGCUAAUCCGUGUGAUACUCAAUCUCCACUUCUUGUUUCGUAUCGAAUCGAACAUUUGCCAUUGCUCCAUACAAACGAGCGUAACCGACCAUAG
Caenorhabditis remanei is the source of this 261-nucleotide messenger RNA. RefSeq lists its product as uncharacterized. The record is from RefSeq and is a predicted model, not a curated record. The coding region runs from base 1 to 261 and encodes 86 amino acids. Lineage: Eukaryota; Metazoa; Nematoda; Chromadorea; Rhabditida; Rhabditidae. The transcript is spliced from 2 exons.